GCUCAGGGGUUGGGCCGUGACUCACUUUAUCAGGAAGUGUGUGCGUGCUCAUAGGACUCCCCUCCCCUGCAAAAUCUCUUCCUCUCUUUCUCCAAACUCCGAAAAGUCUUCACAAGCCGAAACUACUGCAAGAAUGCUCCCUUUCCAGGCAGCUCCAGGUCAGUUUGGUCCAGAGGUGAGGGAGCCAGGGCUGCACUGCUUUCGGGUGGAGAAGUUGAAGGCUGUUCCAUUGGAGCCUUCUGAGGUGGGAGCUUUCUUUAAUGGAGACUCCUAUCUGGUGCUGGAGCACAGGGGCGAUCAGGGAGUGGACCUACACAUGUGGAUAGGAAAGAAGUCAUCUCGUGAUGAGCAGGUUGCGUGUGCCAUGCUUGCCACCCAGCUGGAUAACUUUCUGGGUGGAGAGCCAGUCCAGCACCGGCAUGUCCAGGGCUACGAGUCGCCUGAGUUCAUGAAGCUCUUCCCCAGGGGGAUCAGCUAUAAGGAGGGUGGAGUGGAGUCUGGCUUUAGGAGACCACAGAGUGGUUCUGGUCCAGUUCAAAGGUUGUAUCACAUCAAAGGGAAGAAGAACAUCAGAGCUAAGGAGGUGACACUGAACUGGGACAGCUUCAACCAGGGGGACUGCUUCAUCCUCGAUCUAGGAGAGACAAUCGUGUCCUGGGUGGGCUCUCAGGCCAACAUCUUUGAGAAGCAGAAGGUGCGAGAGAUCGCCACCCUGAUCAGAGACACAGAGAGACACGGCAAAGCCCAGAUCACUCACAUCAGUGAGGGAGAGGAGACACCGGAAAUGCUGAAGGUGCUUGGUCCAUUGCCAGAGCUUAAAGAGAGCUCUCCAGAGGACGACAGCCAAGCAGAUGUAUCUAACGCUGCAUCUUUGUACAAGGUUUCAGAUGCUACAGGCUCAAUGAAGCUGACCAAAGUCUCAGAGAAAACUCCUUUUGCCAAGGACCUACUUGUACGUGAUGACUGCUUCAUCUUAGACAAUGGAGCCAAUGGCAAGAUCUUCGUUUGGAAAGGCAGUGGAGCAAAUGCAGACGAAAAGAAGGAAGCUCUUAAGAUGGCAGAUGAUUUCAUACAAAAAAUGAACUACCCCAGGAUGAAAACUCAGGUGGAGAUCCUACCACAGGGCCGAGAGACGGUCAUCUUCAAGCAGUUCUUCCAAAACUGGAAUUAAAAAAUUUUAAUUGCACAGUCAGUAGAAAAGAAAGAUCUGUUUUUAUCAUAAUGUCACAGUGAUGCAGUAUUUUAUUAUCUAAACCCACCAUUUCAUUCUCACAAAGUACAAAGAUGUAUGUCUUUAAGAAAAAACAGCAAAGAGCCAUGAGUAAUCAUAUGUUAGCAUAGCUAACAUAGUUAACAGGCUGUUUGAACUACCCAAGGACCAGUUUUUUCUCCUUUCUGCAUGACCAAACCCAAAUCAGUCGCAUUAAACUCAAAUCCUAAAGCAACUGCCACUCUUAGUGAUGAGAAUGAUCUGUGUUAUUUACCAGUGUUCAGGCCAACAUGACAUUUAACAAAGCUUAUGGACAGUUCUGUUUUUUACUCAUUUUGUUUGUUAAUAAUCAGUUUACUGUUCUAAGAGCAAAAAAAAAACAAAUAAAAAUCAUAAUGACACAAGAAA
This is a messenger RNA of Colossoma macropomum (tambaqui), 1618 nucleotides long. It is a transcript of the gene capgb, whose product is annotated as capping protein (actin filament), gelsolin-like b. The transcript has 9 exons. The record is from RefSeq and is a predicted model, not a curated record. Gene Ontology annotation, biological process: barbed-end actin filament capping; actin filament severing; actin polymerization or depolymerization. Bases 134 to 1171 code for a protein of 345 amino acids. NCBI's taxonomy places the organism in Eukaryota, Metazoa, Chordata, Actinopteri, Characiformes, Serrasalmidae. Gene Ontology annotation, molecular function: actin filament binding; phosphatidylinositol-4,5-bisphosphate binding. Gene Ontology annotation, cellular component: cytoplasm; actin cytoskeleton.